This is a messenger RNA of Nerophis lumbriciformis (worm pipefish), 3056 nucleotides long. It is a transcript of the gene stx3a, whose product is annotated as syntaxin 3a. Gene Ontology annotation, biological process: intracellular protein transport; exocytic insertion of neurotransmitter receptor to postsynaptic membrane; vesicle fusion. The record is from RefSeq and is a predicted model, not a curated record. NCBI's taxonomy places the organism in Eukaryota, Metazoa, Chordata, Actinopteri, Syngnathiformes, Syngnathidae. Gene Ontology annotation, cellular component: postsynapse; plasma membrane; endomembrane system. Gene Ontology annotation, molecular function: SNAP receptor activity; SNARE binding.
AGACCUCAGGUUAGAUUGGCCACAAUUGUGUCAUUAGAAAGAAGCAACCUAACAAAUGUUCUUUUGCAUUUGAUAUCUCAUUUAAUAACACUUUUUUUGGUGUGGUUUGUUGACCAUUUGAACACUUGAUAGAGUCGAGACAAGAGAAGAAUCUUCAUCAGCCUCCUUGCUACUCAGUUUCUUUUUGUAGGCGCCAGCAUUACAAUACUUGUUUUCCCCACUUUACAUGUAAAUAGCUUUGUUUUGUUUUUUUAAAUUACUUUGCAGCUACAGAUUUGUCAAGAUGAAGGACCGACUCGCCCAGCUCAAGGAGACCAGUGAUGCUGGGGGUGAUGAUAUUGAGAUUCCUAUGGAAAAUGAAUCUUUCAUGGAUGAUUUCUUUGCCCAGAUCGAGGACAUCCGCUCCAGUAUUGAUAAGAUUGAUGAGAGUAUAACAGAAAUCAAAAAGCUCUACUCCACAAUCUUGUCCGCCCCCACAUCUGACCAGAAAACUCAGGACGACCUGGAAGCAGUCACCAACACCAUUAAGAAGUCAGCCAACAAUGCAAGAAACAAACUUAAAAGCAUUGAACACCAGCUUGAGACAAACACGGAUGAGAGAGCCUCAGCUGACCUCAGGAUAAAAAAAUCACAGCAUGCCAUCCUGGCCAAGAAAUUUGUAGAGGUGAUGACAAAAUACAACGAGGCACAAGUCGACUUCAGAGACAAGAGUAAAGGACGGAUUGCCCGACAGCUGGAAAUCACUGGCAAAGCGACUACUGAUGAGGAACUAGAAGAGAUGCUCGAGGGAGGAAACUCCAGUGUCUUCUCUGCUGGGAUUAUGGAUUCCAAAAUCAACCAGCAGGCCCUAAAUGAGAUUGAGGCUCGGCACAAAGACAUCAUGAGGUUGGAGAGCAGCAUCAAAGAACUCCAUGACAUGUUUGUUGAUAUCGCCAUGUUGGUUGAGAACCAGGGUGGCAUGAUUGACAGAAUUGAGAGCAACAUGGACCAGUCCGUGGGUUUUGUAGAAAGAGCAGUGGCCGACACCAAAAAAGCUGCCAAGUUCCAGCAAGAGGCACGCAGGAAACAAAUGAUGAUCUUCUGUUGCUGUGUGAUACUGUGCCUAAUCCUCGGUUCAUUUUUGUACAGCUUUAUAAAAUAGAAACUGUGUUUACAGCCUUUGACUGGCGACUUCCAUCCAUCCAUCCAUUUUCUACCGCUUAUUCCCUUUUGGGGUCGCGGGGGGCGCUGGAGCCUAUCUCAGCUAAAAUCGGGCGGAAGGCGGGGUACACCCUGGACAAGUCGCCUCAAAACAAUAAAAGGAAAAUCUUCUAAUCUGUAACCUGAUAUUUUUACAUAAAAGGUCAAAAUCCUCUGCUUGGAUUUGACGCAGUGUAAUAAUUUUGCUUUCAUUUGAACUUUGACGACAGCAUACCCACAUAUCUGCCACCAACUUAAAUGCACUGAAAAUAGUUGAAGAGUUGUGUCACACAUGAAAAAAGUCUAAUACACUUAAAUUUAAUUGACAUGAAUAUAUGUGGGCAAAAUAAGCAUUUGAUCUACUGCUGAUUUUGUACGUUGGCUGUUAUAUUCUGGAUUAUGUGUAUUUUUGGGUGGUCAUUUUGUGUACUUAAUUUGGAAAUACUUUCUCCCUUUUCUGUUUUUUAUUUAGUUACCGUAUUUUCCGGACCAUAGGGCGCACCGGAUUACAAGGCGCACUGCCGAUGAGCGGGUCUAGUCAGGUCUAUUUUCAUACAAAAGGCACACCGGAUUAUAGGGCGCAAUAAAGGGGUCAUAUUAUUAUUCUUUUUUUCUAAAUGUAAAACACUUCCUUGUGGUCUACAUAACAUGUAAUGGUGGUUCUUUGGUCAAAAUGUUGCAUAGAUUAUAUUUUACAGAUCAUCUUCAAGCCGUUUUCUGACAGUCGCUUCCGGAUCCGCCGUUUAGUGGGCGGUAUUAUUUACGUGGCUCACCUUCAGCAGCAUCUUCUCCCCGUCAUCUUUGUUGUAGCGGUGUAGCGUGCAAGGACGGGAGUGGAAGAAGUGUCAAAAGAUGGAGCUAACUGUUUUAAUGACAUUCAGACUUUACUUCAAUCAAUAACAGAGCAGCAUCUCCUCAUCCGUGGCUCACUACAACAACAACAAAGCCAGAUAUGUGUCCCAUGAAAAACUGUCCGACCGGAACUCUCUAAUAACUAAAGUUCCUUGGGUGAAUAAUGUAAACUCACUACACCGGUAUGUUUUACUGCUUUCAUGGGGAGUUUACUGACAGAUGUAAGUAAGAACUUUACAUUACUUCAUAUUAAAAAUGGCAACAGCGGAGGAUGAAUGUCCCAUAACAAGAAGAUAGAGAAAAAGAAGAAGCUUAUCGACUACGGUGUCGGCACCGACUACAAAGGCGCACGCGCACAAACUUUCAGGACUUAUGCAGAUCCAAAAUACAGAUCAGCAGGCACCAGAAGGUAAGAAACGUUGCUUUUGCAUAAUAUUGCGAAACAAAACGCCAGAUAAUAUGUCUUACCUUAUACACACACCAUAAUAAUACUCCUAUGUUGAAGCACAGUACAAUCCAUCAAGCGGUGCGGCUUCCUAGUUUACCAAAGUCGUACUAAAACGUUUUUUUGAUAGAUUUUUGAGUGGCGUAUGUCAUGUUCUAUAUUUUCAAUGGAACAUAUAAAAUGUUGUUGUUGUUCACUUGAGUCAUAUUGCAGUCUACACGUACCUCUUAUGUGUGACUGCCAUCUACUGGUCACACUUAUAAUUUCACCAUGUACCAAAUAAAAUAGCUUCGAGGUCGGUAAGCACAACCAAAAUUAUUCCGUACAUUAGGCGCACUGUCGAGUUUGAGAAAAGGAAAGGAUUUUAAGUGCGCCUUAUAGUCCAAAAAAUACGGUAACCUAGAUUCUGAUGAGGAGCCAUGUAUGUGCUAUGCCUUGUUUUGACUCCUCGAGUGUAGAAUUCCUUUUUUCUCACCUUCUUCUUGUGAUCUCUUAUUUUUGUGCUGAAUAAAAAAGACAAUUUUGCUGGAAUGUAAUCCACUCUGCAUCUUGGGUUCCUACACCUCUUCAGUCCAUCAUU